CUCUGCAGAGUCCGAGGCUGGGCCCUGGGUCCUCUCUACCACCUGGCGGCUUCGCUGGGCAAACAAUCAACAGUUUCCAUCCCUUGCUUGCCCUCUCUUCACGGCGAAUGCAUAAAUAUCGUCGCAAUUUAAGGCGUUGCAUGCUCUGAAGAACUCCAGGGGUGGAUACCACUCAAUGGGAGGGAGGCGAGACUGGGUCCGCCUCUCGUGCCACGUUCCCAGGCCUUUUCUGAUGAGGAAUAUGUGCAGCGGGUGAAGGUGCGGCGAGAGGGUGCAAAAGCUAAGAAAGCGUUUUCCGGUAGGAACUCAAGUCCUCGGUUCUGGUUGUGUGCCCGGAGGCAUUUCCAACCGGACCCACACGGAGACGAGCUUCCGGCCCUAACCAGGGCGUCUUCCGCGUUUUGGCUCCGCUGCUUCCGCCCGCGGUUGUUCUAGGUUCCCUGGCGAGCAGCUACUUCCGCCCGCAGUCGCCAGCGGCCCUGGCUCGGAAGCUGGCCCGACAGCGGCCUUUUCCUCCUGCCCUCAGGCCGCCCACGCACGAUCGCGUGCGCAGGUGACAGCAGCGUUCUCUGCGGCCGUGGCGUGGGCCUUGGUGACUGGACAGUGCGAGGGCGACUCCGGGCCCGGCCCAGCCCCGGCUCUGGACUUCGCGCGGCGGGCGUCGGGGCAGCAGGCCUGCGUGCGCACCCCGGCCUGGGGCGGGGCUCAGCCUCCCCGCCCGGCCCCGCCCCCGGCCCGCCCGGCGCGGGGUCACUCGGCUCCGCCCUGCGGCCGUGUAACUGCCGCGCACCUCCGGGGCUCGGCCGCCCCCAGGCUCCGGCCUCUGGGGGAACAUGGAGUUUGCCGAGCUGAUCAAGACCCCGCGGGUGGACAAUGCGGUGCUGCACCGGCCUUUCUAUCCUGCCGUCGAGGGGACCCUGUGUCUGACCGGCCACCACCUGAUCCUGUCCUCCCGGCAGGACAACACGGAGGAGCUAUGGCUCCUCCAUUCAAACAUCGACGCCAUUGACAAGCGAUUUGUGGGAUCACUGGGUACCAUCAUCAUAAAAUGUAAAGAUUUUCGAAUUAUACAGUUGGAUAUUCCUGGAAUGGAGGAAUGUUUGAAUAUAGCCAGUUCCAUUGAGGCAUUGUCUACGCUGGACUCCAUCACUCUGAUGUACCCUUUCUUUUAUCGGCCCAUGUUUGAAGUGAUAGAAGACGGCUGGCACUCGUUCCUUCCUGAGCAAGAGUUUGAGCUCUAUUCCGGAGCUACCAGUGAAUGGAGGCUAAGCUAUGUCAAUAAGGAAUUUGCUAUCUGUCCCUCAUACCCUCCAAUUGUCAUAGUGCCCAAAUCCAUUGAUGAUGAAGCUCUCCGGAAGGUAGCUACAUUUCGACACGGAGGGCGCUUCCCAGUACUAAGCUAUUACCAUAAAAAAAAUGGAAUGGUAAUUAUGCGAAGUGGUCAGCCACUCACUGGCACAAAUGGCAGGAGGUGCAAGGAAGAUGAGAAGCUCAUCAAUGCCACCCUCAGGGCCGGAAAGCGCGGCUAUGUCAUCGACACCCGCCCUCUAAAUGUGGCUCAGCAAGCCAGGGCCAAAGGAGGUGGCUUUGAACAAGAAGCUCAUUAUCCCCAGUGGAGGCGAAUUCAUAAGUCAAUUGAGAGAUAUCAUAUUCUUCAGGAGAGCUUAAUCAAACUCGUGGAAGCUUGUAACGAGCAAACACAUAACAUGGACCGAUGGCUCAGUAAAUUGGAGGCCUCUAACUGGCUGACUCACAUCAAAGAGAUCCUGACAGCUGCCUGUCUCGCAGCUCAGUGUAUUGACAGGGAAGGCGCCUCAAUAUUGAUUCACGGGACAGAAGGAAUUGAUUCCACACUUCAGGUGACCUCCUUGGCCCAGAUCAUCUUGGAACCAAGAAGCAGGACCAUCCGUGGUUUUGAGGCCCUUAUGGAGAGGGAGUGGCUGCAGGCUGGGCACCCAUUCCAGCAGCGCUGCGCACAGUCAGCCUACUGUACUAGUAAGCAGAAGUGGGAGGCACCCGUGUUUCUUCUCUUCUUGGACUGUGUAUGGCAGAUACUGCGUCAGUUCCCCUGUUCUUUUGAGUUUAAUGAGCGUUUCCUCAUCAUGCUCUUUGAGCACGCGUAUGCCUCCCAGUUUGGAACAUUUCUGGGCAACAAUGAAAGUGAAAGAUGUAAGUUGAAGCUACAGCAAAAAACCAUGUCUCUCUGGUCCUGGGUCAAUCGGCCUAGUGAACUAAGUAAGUUCACCAAUCCUCUCUUUGAAGCCAACAACCUUGUCAUCUGGCCUUCAGUUGCUCCUCAGAGUCUUCAGCUGUGGGAAGGUAUUUUCCUACGUUGGAACAGAACCUCGAAAUAUUUGGAUGAAGCAUAUGAAGAAAUGGUUAACAUCAUUGAGUAUAACAAAGAAUUACAAGCAAAAGUCAAUAUCCUCAGGAGGCAGUUGGCAGAACUGGAAACAGAGGAUGGGACACAGGAGAGUCCCUGACAGGGAUCCCCACACCCUCCCUAAGGACCUUCCUGGACCUAUGCCCGCCUCUCUCCCCUGUGCACACUUCAGUUCACUUUUUCACAAUAGCCUUGAACUUGAGGCUGCAGGUAUGGGUUCCCCUGUGUAAUGGGUUUCUCGGUACUGUAUGGAUAAGACUCAUGUUUCACGUGGCCUGUUAGGCCCCUUCGCUUGGAAGCAGGAAGGAGGUGCUAGUCAUUUUAUUUUAUGCGAAAUAGAUGACCUGUUUAAUGCCAUUUGUGUUACUCUGCAUUUCAUCUGAAGCUUUUGUCCACUCUCCAAACAGCGCUGUACACCAGUCAAGGAUAUAGUUAGUCUCUUUGGGAAAUAUUUGAUAGUUUUUAAAAAAAGAUCAGUUUUAAACGCUCUGAGUAUAGAAAUGUUUUUCAAAAUUGAACUGAUGGAUAAAGCAAGCAUUUUGUGUUUGACAUACCAUUUCCAAGAUCUUUGCCACAUAAAAUAGCCAUUCUUUUUAGAAUAGUUCUGGACUAGAACACUGAACUCAUUGUCAUUCUGGUGCAUCAGAAAAGGAAAACCUGAAUCCUUACUCAAGGUAAAUUCUUUCUGUAAGGGCAAGAGGUGUAGACCUUUGAUGUUUAUAGUAAGAAGAGUUAAAUUUAUUUUAACAGUAGACACUAACAGUAUGUGCAAUAUAGAAUUAGAAUAGGAAUUUGUUCCUGAUAGGGAAUUGUUACUGUUGUAUUGGUUUUUCAUGUUUUGACCAUACGUAUAAAAUGUCUAUAAAAUGCUGGUUAUAAAAUAAAAGUUAAACCAUCACUUAGAAUAGAGUUAAUUUGUUAUAAUUAAGCUACAAAUAUGGUUUUCUUAAACCAGAGAUGCACUGCCCUUGUCUAAAGUUCUUAUUGCACUGGUU
Nycticebus coucang (slow loris) is the source of this 3378-nucleotide messenger RNA. It is a transcript of the gene MTMR9, whose product is annotated as myotubularin related protein 9. The transcript has 10 exons. Lineage: Eukaryota; Metazoa; Chordata; Mammalia; Primates; Lorisidae. Gene Ontology annotation, biological process: negative regulation of autophagy. The record is from RefSeq and is a predicted model, not a curated record. Bases 834 to 2483 code for a protein of 549 amino acids.